AUGGUUGCAGCUCAUUCAGCCCGGGAUAAACCCCCGAGGCUACGCAAAGGUGGCACCGAAACCACAAAGUCACAUCGUUUUGAACCUUUCUCUCAACGAAUCGCAAAGUUGAAGAUAGACCCUGUCCACCGAGUACGACGGAACAGUUUUAGCGAAGAAAAUGGCGACGAACUACAUUCGCAUUUUAGGACUUCACUUGAGCACUGGAUGGAGCUCAAUCUGUCUGAAGUUUUCACAGAAUUCUCCCAGCGCGUUGGACGCCUUUGCGAAAGCUUGCCGCAAGUGCUAUACCACCAGGAUGCGAUUAUGAACUUGUUGGUUGAAUAUAUAGGGAGGAAAGAGGAGCUUGGUAUGGAACCUCUGCUCAGCUUACUGGCGCAGUUUGCAAGGGACUUGGGCUCGAAAUUUGAGAAACACUUUGGGACUGCUGUCCAGUUGGUCGCUUCUGUGGCUGCUACCCACUCAAGUGUUGAAGUUAUAGAAUGGAGUUUUACUUGUUUGGCGUGGAUUUUCAAAUUUCUCUCGCGCUUGCUUGUACCAGACUUACGGCAGCUGUUGAGAAUUAUGUCCCCGUACCUUGGAAAGCAGCCACAAAAACAUUUCGUUGCUAGAUUCGCCGCCGAGUCCGUGUCAUUUCUUAUUCGAAAAGCCGCCACAAUAUACUAUAAGAACAAAAUACCCCUUGAGCGUGCUGUCGCUUUUAUUUUCGAAGAUUUGAGCACGACUGACAGUAAACGUCAGACAGGAAUGUAUCAGCAAGGGCUAAUGAAUAUGUUUGCGGAUGCGAUCAAAGGAGUCAAAGGGGGGAUCCACUCAUGCGGUGCCGACAUUCUCCAGUGUUUAAUUGACGCUACAUCUCUAAAUGACGGCCUCCAGUGUAUUUUGGCUGAAGCUGUUCUCAGUGGCGUUUUAGUCAAUCUUGUUCACCACAGUACUGCCGAUACCUUUUCACCAGUCCUCGAUGUUGUGUGCCGUUGCAUAGAAGCUUCCUCGAUAUCUGUGGGCUCUAUAUCUCGCUUCAGGACUAACACACGCUUGAUAUUUCUUUGCGUUGUGACAAGAAAAGGCUCUCGAGUGCAGGACUGGAAGCGCGUUCAUAGCGUCUUGCUGAUGUUGCUGAAACAGACUGAGAACUUGGAUUAUUCCGCUUUAUCGAUUGAGCAACUGCUUGGGGCUACGGCCGUAGCGAUACAGACAUCCCCGAUGGACGAGCUGCUGCCUUAUAUGCGGCAGACUAUGGAGACCAUGAUCAGUAGCCAGAUUUCACAAUAUUUUCUACCUUUCUGCUUAUUUUUUUCUACACUCGGCUCUGAGCGGUUUCACAGUGUAGUUUUGCUUUACUUCCAGCGAUUUAUUCUCUCCUUUUGGCAGGAUUACGAAGCGGGACUUUGCCUUACGUUACCCCGUAUAUAUGGGUUGAAUUGCAUAAAUUCUCAGCCUAAUCGGCUCGGAUAUGUGACUUGCCCCACUGGGUGGAAGGACGUUAUUGUACGCCGAUUCUCCAUCGGAGAGCCGACGAAUACGGAUGUUUUAUACUUGAAUGCCUAUACAACAUUGCAGGAUGCAAUAUCUCUAUCUUGCUCCCCAUCUAUUACUCCGCAGGUACUCCAGAACCUACAUCGUUUGGUGACUUCUGCUGCAAGCCCGCAAACGGUCCAAGAAGCCGAUUUAGAUUUGUUUGCUUGUGGCUCUGGAUUUCUUGCGUAUGUUAAACUUGCGACACAGGCCAACGAUCUUGACGCCAACGCGUGGGACAUAAUUGCUUUAAGAGGCCCUGAAUUCGCCCAUGUCCCCGUGUUUUUGGAAGCGACCCUAGCAUACACGACUGCGUCUGAUAAGCCACCCACAUUUUCGGAGGAGGGCAUUGAACCUUUUGCUAGUUCUCUACUUUCAGUCCUUGUGGGCCCGUCGCAUGAGUUGAGACUGUUAUCUUUAAAAAUAAUCCAUGCCCUUCUUUGUUGGCUCAAUAUUGAAACUGACCUCGUCUUAUUGGCCAUUGAGAUUGAGAAUAGUGACUUAACUUUACAGACAGCAAGAGAACUUUCCCUACAAGUGCGCCGUCUUGCUGGUGCUUAUAAAGAAACCUCAAAAAUCAAGUGGCUGGAUCGUCUAAUACCCAGCUUUUGUUUUGGUUUACUUUCAAAGAAGUUAGCGUCUCUUUGGGAUGACGCUUGUGAAGCAAUCAAAUUGAUAUGCAGCACGCCGACCGGAGAACGGCUAGUCACCGAACUUGCGAUGAGCUGGCUUCUCCCAGAUUCUACUGACCUGAGCUGCAAUGAAGAUAGUCACAUUGAUGCUGCUACAGAUGAACAUAAUUUGACAUCAGAAUUUGAAUGUUUUAAUGUACUCAACGUUGAAAAAUCUCUUUCGUCUUCCUUUAAUACUGCGAGAAAUUCCGAGUCGUUGCUAAAGAAUAACUUCAAGGAAACCCACUCUUCCAGGGCGCGACGCCCCGCUUAUGCACGAUCACAAGCCUUACGAGUGUUGACUGCCGUUCCACAUGUUGCAGAGAAGAAAUCCCGGCAGCUGGUCCCCCUUUUCUUGGCUUGGGCUUCAAAAGACGAUGACUCCCACUUCGAGCCUUCAAAUAUGAAGGCGGAGUCUAGGGAUCGCUGGGAUUUGCGUGAUAAAAAGGCGAUGCUCGCAUUAUUUGGCAAUUUUACGAACCCAAGGGUAUUGUAUAAAUCAUCCGAUGUGCACGAUACACUUGCGAAUCUCUUAUCCAAUGGCGACCCCGAGAUUCAAAAGCUUGCUAUGAAGGCAAUAUUUACCUGGAAAUUCCCAGCCGUCCAGCCAUACGAGCAAAAUCUACUAAACCUCCUUGAUGACGCGCGAUUUAGAGAUGAGCUGGCAGUAUUUGUACAUGUUAAUACUGAAGACAGCAUCAUUGAAAGUGAACAUCGUGAAGAUUUGUUCUUCUAUCUCCUGCGAUUAUUAUACGGUAAAAUGGUCACGCGCUCCGGCCUUAGGGGCUCUCAAGGUGGUGGCCAAGAGGGUCGAAGAAAGGCGAUCCUCAGGACCGUUUCCCAGCUAUUGGAGAACGAUUUUGGGCGCUUUGUAGGUCUGGCUUUCGGUCCACUGGAACAUGUUAGUGUUCUGGCCGAUUUACCUGAACCUGAAGAUGCUUUCUCCCAAGAAAUUAUAGGAUUGAAAAGGCAACUUGGUCUUUUAAAAAUGAUUGAGACAAUGUACUCAACUCUCAAAAGCAAAAUGCGCCCAUUUGUUGAUCGUACCAUGAACAUCAUUUUAUAUUGUCUGGUCCGCUCUUGUCGCCAACUGCAUAAACUCCAACAGCAAGGAAAUUUGGAUCCAAAUCAAAACAACCAGAUAUCUCUGAUACGUAAUAUUCGGCAGCUAGGCACUAAGUGCCUCGAUUUAGUCUUUUCAAUAUCUGCGGAUGUCGACUGGACACCAUAUUUGCCAAUUAUGCUCGCAGAAACUAUUCAACCAAGACUGUCUAAUUUUGCCGUGGAAACUGCUCAAAGCGUAUCUGGCUUGCUCCAAUUAUUCGGUACUUGGGCAUCUCAUACUAUGUCAGCGUUGUACCUUGCCAACAGUGACAUUGUUCCCAGUAUUGUUGAUAUCUUAGGAAUAGCUUCUGCUCGAGAUGAAGUAAAGCUCUUCGUAUUUGAGGUAGUGCUGAAUGGGCUCGUGAAUGCCGCUACAUCUACAGAAAGCACUCCAGACGGAGGUACGAAGAUUCAGCCUGAGCAUUUAACGGACCUAAUUCGGUCUCGUAUUUUUAUCCCCAAUGUUGAGCAUAUGUUAUCUCGGAUCGAUUCUCUACUCCGGACACAAUCUUCUCGUCGCCUUACAAUGGCUGCAGUAGAUACUCUCUCAAAACUAGCACAGUUCGUACAAUCUUCUGCUGAAGUAUCGAAAUUAAUCGGCACUUCCAUUUACCUUUUGCGACAACCUCCAGACAGGGUUCCUCCGAAGACGAAGGGCGGUAUACUGCGAGUUCUACAGCAUUUUCUUUCAAUGUUUGACCCCCAAGGAAAUGAAGAUUUAAAUCAACAGAUAUUUGAAACCCUUUCAUCUAUGUUCGAUUAUUUUAAAGACAACCCCAAUCGAGAAGUUCUCUCGUCCGUCUUUGUCUUAUUUUCGACGUUGAACACAAAUUUAUCUGAUGUAUCUCGACUUAUUACAGACUUAAAUGCCCUCUCGUGUAAAAAGUUAGACGAGGUCGAUUUCGAGCGACGUCUCAGCGCCUUUCAUUGCAUAAACGAGGAGAAAUAUCUCUCUUUCUCUUCCAGAGAGUGGCGUCCGUUGCUGUAUAAUUUAAUUUACCACAUAAAGGAUGAAGAGGAGCUCGCAAUUCGCACGAGUGCUUCCCUUGGCCUUCGGCGCUUCGUCCACAGUGCGAUAUUGAAAAUGGAAACUGAGGACACAGGAGAAUUUUCCGAGCUGCUUGAUACGGUUCUUCUUCCAUCUUUAAAGGAUGGUAUGAAACAGCGUGCCGAGACUGUUCGUGCUGAAAUAAUAGCGGUGUUUGGCUAUCUUAUUGAGCAGUACCCAAAUCACCCCGGUCUCUGUGAUCUUGUUGGUUUGCUUGCCAAUGGAGACGAGGAAGCCUCCUUUUUUAACAACAUUCUUCAUAUCCAACAGCAUCGUCGUCAACGCGCCCUUCGCCGUCUGGGAGCCGAAGUCGCUAGCGGCAAGGUAUCGGCGACCAAUAUAAGUGCCAUUUUCUUUCCUUUGAUUGAACAUUAUGUCUUCAACCAAGCGGAAGACGAGAAUGCACAUAACCUGGCUGCAGAAGCGAUUUCUACCAUCGGUAUACUUGGUGGUGGUUUAGAGUGGAGCCAAUUCAGGGCAAUUUUCCGUAGGUUUAAAGGCUACUUACACAGUAAACCUGGAAUGGAGAAAAGCAUCAUUCGUCUUCUUGGGCAAUUUACCGACACUCUUAAUCGUGCUUGUGAUUCCAGUUCAACCCAGGAGAUGUCUUUGGACUGCUCAGAUGUCCUGAGGAGCAGACUUAGCCGGUCAUUGCCAACCCGUGCCCAAAUAGAAUCGGAACUGAGGACGCAUUUCAUUUCUUUCUUAUCAACAUUUAUUCAUCAUAAGGAAGAAUCGGAAGUUAGCCUACGCUUGCCAGCGGCGGUUACAGCCGUGAAACUUCUUAAAUUGAUAUCAGACGAAGAAAGGGCCCUUUUACUCCCCCCCAUACUUUUAGAUAUUUCAAAUAUCCUCAAAAGUAAAUCUCAAGACUCCCGGGAUGUCGCUAGGAAAACAUUAGCUGAUAUUGCGCUUAUCCUUGGCCCAUCCUAUUUUGGGUACAUACUGAAGGAGUUACGCUCUACUUUAACAAAAGGAUAUCAACUCCAUGUUCUGUCCUUUACAGUUCAUUCAAUUUUACUUGCAACUACUGAGGAAUUCAAACCUGGUGCCUUAGACCAAGAUCUUCCGACACUUGCCUCCGUUAUAUUAGAUGAUAUUUUUGGAACUGUCGGCCAGGAAAAAGAAGCCGAAGAAUACGUUAGCAAAAUGAAAGAAGUUAAAGCUCGUAAAAGCUACGAUUCAAUAGAGCUCCUUGCGAAAAAUGCAUCUGUCGGCCAUGUUUACAGCCUUAUCCAGCCGAUACAAAGAUUAUUGGAAGAGAAGCUUACCUCUAACAUAGUUAAAAAGGUUGAUGAUCUUCUCAGACGAAUCGGAGCCGGGCUGCUAAGAAACCCUGGGGUCGAAUGCCGCGACUUUUUGGUAUUUUGCUACCAGGUGGUGAAGGAAUCGUAUAGAGUGGCGGACGCUCCACAAGCCGACACUAAACAGCCAAAGGAUCGUUUUAUAGUUAAAAUGAUUGCUUUCAAUAAGAGUGGCACAGGAAGAAGCACCUCAUCCUACUUGUACAAGCUUGCUCGAUUCAGCUUUGACGUCCUUCGAUCAGUUCUCAAUAAGUAUAGUACUCUAUGUACAGCGGAAAAUAUGGGCGGAUUCCUCCCUUUGAUUGGUGAUUCCUUGGUUCAAGGCUAUGAAGAGGUCAAAAUCUCCGCAAUCAGACUAUUAUCCACGAUUAUCAAGUUACCCCUGGAAGAAAUAGAUCGAAAUUCCGAUGUGUACCUUGUUGAGGCUCUGAAGCUGGUGAAGGAGGCGCCAAACACCAACACUGAAGGUGCACAGGCUGCGAUUAAACUGAUCGCGUCAAUUUUACGUGAACGCCAAAUGGUCAAAUUAAAAGACUCUUAUCUUGCGUACCUAAUAAAACGUGUUUCCUCAGACAUUGAAGAACCGGAUCGGCAGGGAGUUACAUUUAACUUCAUUCGAGCAGUCAUGGCACGGAAACUGGUUGUUCCUGAAAUGUACGAGCUUGUUGAUAAGGUCGCCGUUAUGAUGGUUACAAACCAGACUCGAAGUGCCCGAGACCUGGCAAGAGGUGUAUAUGUUCACUUUUUAAUUGAAUAUCCACAAACGAAAAAUAGAUGGGCGAAACAAUUGGGAUAUUUAGCUAAAAACCUGGAUUACCGUCAUAAAGAAGGUCGUCAAUCCGUCAUGGAGGCCGUGCACCUUCUUCUGUCCAAAACAGCCGGAGAACUCGCUCAGACGAUUGUUGGUACUUUUUUCAUUCCAAUUGUUAUGGUCAUGGCAAAUGAUGAAUCCUUCGAGUGUCGAGAGAUGGCUGGUAUUCUUCUAAAAGAUAUAUAUCGUCGUUCUGAGUCUGAACAACUGCAGUCUUUUACCUCCACCCUUCGAAUGUGGUUGGAACAGCCCGAGAACCUACCUCUUACUUCGAUUGGAUUACAGGCAAUGAGGAUAUUCUUCGAGGCAGAUUUGGCAGAAAAAGAAUCUGAAGUUCAAUUCGUGGUACAUCUACUUCCACAGCUGAUGGAUACGCCGCUUGAAAACCGGAAUAGUGAAGAAUGGGAAACGCUGUACUUCUCUUUACAGCUUUUUAUCAAGCUCGCCAAACUUUUCCCAUCUAUAACAUUCUCCCCCGCGUGUGAACUGAUUUGGUCUAAAACUCGACAAAGCUUAUUUUUUCCUCAUUCUUGGAUCAAAUCUUGUGCGGCAAAUCUGGUAGGGAUGUGGCUGGCUGAUUUAGCAAAGGCCAAUAUAACCAAUGGAUACGGAUCUCUACCAUUGAUUGGAUUGUCAGGUAUGGCUUUAGAUGAUACUUCUAUGCUGGAUAUUACUCGGGGAAGCAUAUUUUGCCUCCAAUCGCCAGCCGUCACCGAAGAACUGGCCACACAAUCCGUACGAAAUUUGGUAUUUCUUGGACGAUGUUUUGCCCAAAACAAUUUCGUCCUCCCUACAUUGGGCAGUUGGGGACCAACAAACAUGAAUAAUGGCGAGGGCGACUCUGCAAGCGAAACCGAUGAUGAGACAACGGUUCACAGAGGCGAGAAGAAGGCGAUACAGUAUCUCUUUGAGAGGACCACAAGGGUCCUACGACGAGAACCCCUGUCCACGAAGGCGGACGGCUUAGUUGCCAAGGGCGCUUGCAUGAAGCUUUUAGCAGCACUUUGCACCCAUUUGGAAGUGUCACAAAUAUUGCCCUCUCUGCAAAAGAUUCUUCUACCCCUGCUUCAUUUGACUGACCCUUCCAUCCCUGAAUCUUCGGAUGAGAAAUUCCAGAUCACUCAUAAGUCAUUGGUAACAAGCAGUCAAGAAAUCCUAGACCUAUUACAAAAGAAACUAGGGACCACAGUGUUCGUCACAGAACUUUCCCGGGCACAAGAGGGUGUCAAAUCAAGAAGAGAUGAAAGAAGGGUGAAGAGAAGGAUCGAUGCUGUUGCUGAUCCAGAAAAGUUCGGCCGAGAGAAGAAGAGAAGGAAUGAGCGAAAGAAGGAUAAAAGAAAGGACAAGGGCCUUAGUUUUAGAGACCAAAGACGUGGCUGGUAG
Messenger RNA from Ophidiomyces ophidiicola, 7836 nucleotides. It is a transcript of the gene UTP20, whose product is annotated as U3 snoRNP protein. Gene Ontology annotation, cellular component: small-subunit processome; nucleolus; 90S preribosome. The record is from RefSeq and is a predicted model, not a curated record. The coding region runs from base 1 to 7836 and encodes 2611 amino acids. Lineage: Eukaryota; Fungi; Ascomycota; Eurotiomycetes; Onygenales; Onygenaceae. The transcript has 2 exons.